AUGUCUAGGAUGAUGAAAACACUUCUGCUGCUGCUGCUACAGCUGUGUUCUUUCUUCAGCACCGGGAGCUGUGGGAAGGUGCUGGUGUGGCAAAUGGAAUUCAACCACUGGAUGAAUACAAAGGUAAUACUGGUUGAACUUGUACAGAGGGGACAUGAGGUGACAGUUCUCCGACCUUCAUCUUCUGUUUUUAUUGAUCUCAAUAAUCCAUCUGGCAUAAGAUUUGAAACUUUUCCUUCGUCUAUCACUCCAGAAGAAAUGAAGAAAUUUUUCAGACACUGGAUUGAUAACUGGGUAUAUGAUGUGCCAAAGGAUACCUACUGGGAAUACUUUCCCCUACUACAAGACAUCUACAGGGAUUUUUGUAAUGUUUGUGAAAGAAACUGUAAAGAUGCAGUUUUGAACAAGAAACUUCUGACAAAAUUACAAGAAUCAAAGUUUGACCUCCUUCUUGCAGAUGCCCAAUUUCCCUGUGGUGAGCUGAUAGCUGAGCUACUGAAAAUUCCUUUUGUGUACACUCUCCGCUUUUCCCCUGGCUAUACUUAUGAAAAGUACAGUGGAGGGCUUCUGUUUCCUCCUUCUUACGUACCUAUUAUUAUGUCUGGAUUAAGUGGUCAGAUGACUUUCAUGGAGAGGGUAAAAAAUAUGCUGUGCAUGCUGUAUUUUGACUUUUGGUUUCAGACAUAUAAUGAAAAGAAAUGGAAUCAAUUUUACAGUGAAGUUUUAGGGAGACCCACUACAUUAUUUCAGGUCAUGGCAAAAGCAGAAAUGUGGUUCAUUCGUUCCUAUUGGGAUUUGGAAUUUCCUCGCCCAACAUUGCCGAAUAUUGAGUUCGUUGGUGGACUCCACUGCAAACCUGCCAAACCUUUGCCUAAGGAAAUGGAAGACUUUGUGCAGAGCUCCGGAGAACAUGGUAUGGUAGUGUUUUCUCUGGGCUCCAUGAUCGACAACAUAACAGAAGAAAGGGCCAAUGUGAUUACUUCAGCUCUUGCACAAUUGCCACAAAAGGUUAUUUGGAGAUUUAAAGGCAGGAAACCUGAUACCUUACCACCAAAUACUCAAGUGUAUGAGUGGAUCCCUCAGAAUGACCUACUGGGUCAUCCCAAAACCAAAGCUUUUGUAACUCAUGGAGGAGCCAACGGCAUCUACGAUGCCAUCACCCACGGGGUCCCUAUGGUGGGCAUUCCUUUGUUUUCGGAGCAACGUGAUAACACAGCUCACAUGAAAGCCAAAGGAGCAGCUGUUGUGUUGGAUUUCAAGACAAUGUCAACUGCAGAUUUGGUCAAUGCACUAAAGGAAGUCAUGAACAACCCAUCCUACAAAGAGAAUGUCAUGUGGUUAUCAACCAUUCACCAUGACCAGCCAAUGAAGCCCCUGGACCGAGCAGCCUUCUGGAUUGAGUUUGUCAUGCGCCACAAAGGGGCCAAGCACCUGCAGCCACUUGCCCAGAACCUCACUUGGUACCAGUACCACUCUUUGGAUGUGAUUGGCUUUCUGCUGGCCUGUGUGGUGACCAUUACUUUCCUUGUCAUGAAAUGUUGCUUGUUUUAUUAUUGGAAGAUUCAUAAGAUAGGAAAGAAGAAGAAGGAAUAGAACUCAUUGAGACCUAUAGGUGGUAGGCAUGUUAAGCCAGUCUAUUGUAUUUUAAUCAACCAUUUUAGAUCAAGGUAUAGGAAGAUGGUCCUCAAUGUUUUAUAAAACCAUUACCUUCCUGAUUUGCUAUAUAUUUUGUUUCAGUGAAACAUUAAAGAAUGUUCAAUUCUAUUUCAUAAUUCCUGAAAUAAUUCCAAUUUGGUGUUUGAUCACGCA
Chinchilla lanigera (long-tailed chinchilla) is the source of this 1809-nucleotide messenger RNA. RefSeq names its product UDP-glucuronosyltransferase 2B14-like. The record is from RefSeq and is a predicted model, not a curated record. Lineage: Eukaryota; Metazoa; Chordata; Mammalia; Rodentia; Chinchillidae. The coding region runs from base 1 to 1593 and encodes 530 amino acids. The transcript is spliced from 6 exons. Gene Ontology annotation, molecular function: UDP-glycosyltransferase activity.